Messenger RNA from Chelmon rostratus (copperband butterflyfish), 4364 nucleotides. RefSeq names its product transmembrane 9 superfamily protein member 4 (gene tm9sf4). NCBI's taxonomy places the organism in Eukaryota, Metazoa, Chordata, Actinopteri, Chaetodontiformes, Chaetodontidae. The coding region runs from base 7 to 1941 and encodes 644 amino acids. Gene Ontology annotation, cellular component: membrane. The record is from RefSeq and is a predicted model, not a curated record. Gene Ontology annotation, biological process: protein localization to membrane. The transcript is spliced from 18 exons.
UUCAAAAUGGCGGCCGCGGCUAUGGAGACGUGGUGGGCCUUGCUGCUGUUGUCAUUGUUGCCUGCGGUCCGGCCCUUCUAUGUUCCCGGAGUCGCUCCUCGGGACUUCCAUGAUGGUGACACAGUAGAUAUUAAGGCAGUGAAGCUGACCAGCUCCCGUACCCAGCUUCCUUAUGAAUACUACUCCCUGCCUUUCUGUAAGCCAGAAUCUGUUUUCUACAAGGGGGAGAACCUUGGGGAGGUGUUACGCGGGGACCGUAUCGUAAAUACCCGCUACAAUGUUGCGAUGAACAAGGACAAGAAAUGUGAGAUGGUGUGCAACAAGAAAAAACUCAGCAUAGAGGAAAGCAAGCUGGUUGCUGAGCGAAUCCAGGAGGAGUAUUAUGUUCACCUUAUUGCAGACAACCUGCCUGUUGCCACCAGGUUAGAGUUUUACCCCAACAGAGAGAUAGGAGGGGAGGAGGAGCCGAAGAAGGACGUGGUGAAAGACAUCCAGUUUGAACAUGGCUACAGACUGGGUUUUGUCGACAGCAGCAAGUUUUAUCUGCACAACCACCUGUCCUUCAUCCUGUACUUCCACAAGGAGAAGCUGGAGCAAGGGGAUGUUCACAACUACAGGGUGGUGCGAUUUGAGGUCAUACCCCAAAGUGUAAAAGUAGAUGAUCUGAAGCCUGUGGAAAGUGACAAGACUUGCACCUUGCCUGAGGCCAGUGGCUCGGCCCCCCAGGAGAUUGACCCGACCAAGGAGAAUGAAGUCCUCUUCACCUACUCUGUCCACUGGAAGGAGAGUGAGGUGAAGUGGGCGUCUCGAUGGGAUACGUACCUGACCAUGAGCGAUGUCCAGAUUCAUUGGUUCUCCAUUGUCAACUCUGUGGUGGUUGUCUUCUUCCUGUCUGGUAUUCUGAGUAUGAUCAUUAUCAGGACCUUGAGGAAGGACAUUGCUAACUACAACAGAGAGGAUGACAUAGAGGACACCAUGGAGGAGUCAGGAUGGAAGAAUGUCCAUGGUGAUGUCUUCAGGCCACCUCAGUAUCCCAUGAUCCUCAGCUCUCUCCUGGGCUCAGGGAUCCAGCUCUUUUGCAUGGUGCUCAUUGUCAUCUUUGUUGCAAUGUUGGGCAUGUUGUCUCCAUCCAGUAGAGGAGCCUUGAUGACCACUGCUUGCUUCCUCUUCAUGUUCAUGGGUGUAUUUGGUGGCUACUUUGCUGGCAGACUGUACCGCACACUGAAGGGCCAUCGGUGGAAAAAAGGAGCAUUUUGUACAGCAACUUUGUAUCCUGCAGUGGUUUUUGGAAUCUGUUUCAUCCUCAACUGUUUCAUCUGGGGAGAACACUCCUCUGGGGCGGUUCCCUUCACCACAAUGCUGGCCCUGCUCUGUAUGUGGUUCGGUAUCUCCAUGCCUUUGGUCUACCUGGGCUACUACUUUGGCUUCCGCAAACAGCCGUAUGAUAACCCAGUGCGCACCAACCAGAUCCCCCGGCAGGUUCCAGAGCAGCGCUGGUACAUGAACAAGUUUGUAGGAAUCCUGAUGGCUGGGAUCCUGCCAUUCGGUGCCAUGUUCAUCGAGCUCUUCUUCAUUUUCAGUGCCAUCUGGGAGAAUCAGUUCUAUUACCUCUUUGGCUUCCUGUUUCUGGUCUUCAUCAUCUUGGUGGUCUCCUGCUCUCAGAUCAGCAUUGUAAUGGUUUAUUUCCAGCUGUGUGCAGAGGACUACCGAUGGUGGUGGAGAACUUUCCUGGUUUCAGGAGGCUCUGCGUUCUACGUCCUCAUUUAUGCCGUCUUCUACUUCGUCAACAAGCUGGACAUUGUGGAGUUCAUCCCCUCCCUCUUGUACUUUGGCUAUACGACCCUGAUGGUCCUGUCUUUCUGGCUGCUAACGGGCACGAUUGGCUUCUAUGCAGCCUACAUGUUCAUCAGGAAAAUCUACGCUGCGGUCAAGAUCGACUGAGUGUCACUGACGCUGCUGUUCUUGUUGGGGUUUUUUUUGUUGUUUGAUUUUGUCACAUUCUGUUUUUUUAAUGUAUAUAUUUUUUAUUCUUCAUGUCUUACAAGCACUGACUUGUGUGUCGAGGGAACCGAGAGGGGUGCUUUUUACGGCGCAACAGCCCCACCCACUGGCCUCAUGGGGAAGAACAGCAAGGUGGCAGAGCUAAACCAGCUGUUUCUCUCUUUCCCUCUCCCCCCUCGCUUCUACCCCCCUCCUCUUUCCAGGACAGAAACCCAGAGGAAUUGUCCUCUGAUGGACAGUUAAUGUCCUCUGCUGUUUCACCUUGCACACAACACAGUGGGCCAAAGCUUGUCAAAUGAUGGUUUCUGCACAUUCUUAUUUUGUCUUUUCAUUUGUGUUAUGAGUCUAACUUAUCCAGGUUUUUAUUUGUCAUCACAGGAUUUAUCUGAUUUCAUUUCUUUCAAUCGUCUUCUGGGAAGCUGUUUUCAUCUGAUUUCUGUCUUUACUCUUUCCAUUGUUUCUAUUUUCAGAUGUCUCUUUGGUUUUGUUUUGGAGACUUCGGAGGUCAGGGAAGGAUUGGGGAGUCUUAAUUGCGGUUAUGGUGUUGACUUUGUUGUGUUGGACUGAUAACGAUGGAAAUUAUGCUGGGAAGUUCUACAUUGUAACACAAGAAAGGAUAAAUUAAAUGUUCUGUUAUUUUUUACUCCCGUUUCCAUGUCCUGGUGUGCCCGUGUUAACCACAACUGUAUCGAAAUAUUAGCUUCUCCUUCCAAAACGAUGGGUCUCUUAUUAAUGUCAAAAUAUGGGUCCGUUUGCUGUAAAUGGCAGAACAGGUCUGAUUGGGGCUAUGAACCGAUGCCCUAAAGCAGUGGACUGUUGGCUGAAGUUACUGAAGCUGGAGGCAAGGAAAAGCUAUGGUCAAACACAGAAAAGACAAGGAGGAGUAACCCUUUGUAUUUGUAAGCCUACAACACAAAUCUGUGUUUGAAGCUAUUCAGUAGAAACUAUGAUAGAGUCAGUUUUUUUCCGCUCAUUAACCAUGCUGUCAGUGUAGCCUGAGCAGUGCUGGGCGCCUGCUGAACUAUGCAGUAAUGGAGACAAAGAGCAAAGCUGCUGUUUGUGAAGGUUAUUUCAAAGGACCAUUUUGCUGAGAAAUGAAGCCUCAUUUCUUCACGCUGGAAUCUAAUGUAUGAUACAUUUUUGUGUAUACUAUGAAAAAAUGCAGCGAGAUCACCGCUGUGUUUCUACCAGUCGUGGUAGAUAUUUGGACAGUGCUUGGGUGUCAUGGCGGAGUCUUGAAAUGUAAUCCAGUGUUCUCAUUAGAUAUGUACGGUCAAUGUUUUGUGUAGACACAUUCUCUGGAAUUACAGCUUGUUUUUUCCCUUCUUUUCAAAGGACAUUUGGGGGCUUACAAAAAUGUGGUUAUAUUUUCCUGUGUUUCAUUUUUUGGCUAAAAACUUGAGAAAUACAUUUCAAACACUGGUGGAACCUGAUCAAAAAUUUUGCUUGACAAGAAACUCAAGCUAAGGGCUUCCCAGACAACCGAUGUAUUUUACUGUAGCUAAAUUAGAAUCAGAUUGCAUCAUGAUCGUGGCAUUAGAGGAAUAGUUUGACAUUUUGUGAAAUACACUUCUUGCAGAGAGUGAGAUGAGAAGAUUGAUGCCACUCAUAACUUUCUAUUGAUUAUGAAACCACAACCAGCAGCUGGCUAACUUAGCAAGUGUAGUAACAGUAAGUAACAGAAACUAGGCAGGCUGCAAGCUGCUUUCUACUGACGUCUUGUUGCUAAGCUAACCAGCUGCAGGAGUAGCUUCAUAUAUAGCGUACAUCUAACGGUGAAAGAAAGCAAAUGAAGCACAUUUCCCAAAAUGACAAACUGUCCCUUUAAAGGCAACAUAGGCAGAUCAAUAUGUAUCUGAGGCACAGAGCAGUUAUCAUUCUCUGGUGUCCGAUGACAGAUAACAAGUCCAGCAGAACACUGGUGCAUAAUUACAAUAUCGUUUAGUGGGUGUCAGGAGAAUAUCCCUAAGACUGAAAUCCAACAAGUAGCACAGACCUGAAAAGAUCACAAUCUCCUAAACAAAACCUCUUAGGUGAAAGGAAACCCGGACAGCAUGCGCUGCACCCUCUGAGCCCUUCAGGUAAAUAUUUAUUGGAGUUGUAUUUAACUAAUUGUAGUGAAGAACUGAAGUACUUCACUGGAUUGGUUUUUAGUGGUUGGCGUUUUUGCACAGGAGUAAAGGUGAUUUUCAGUGCGGGGCUGUACAGAGGAGGGACAGGUACCGAGAUCAACCCCGAUUCUCCAGGGGCAAAGCAGUAGAUGAAUGAAUGGCUCGUCCCCCUGUGCCCCCGCCUUCCUUCAUUAUAAUCAAGCCAAACCAGCCCUUGUUAAGAUAUGACCGAGCUGCUAGAAGAAAGUGAGA